UCUGGAUUAGUUGUAGUUUCCGGGUCACCUUCAAAGGUAGACCCAUGUAGAGCGCAUUGCAGUAGUCCAAGCGGGAGAUAACUAGAGCAUGCACCACUCUGGCAAGACAGUCUGCGGGCAGAUAGGGUCUCAUCCUGCGUACCAGAUGGAGCUGGUUGUAGUUCAGGAGCGUUUGGAUUCCCCGCACCUGGCUUACCUGCACCAGCACUCUGACUCACCUGUGAAUAGGCUGUCUCUGCAAUAUCUGGGCCACAUCCAGUCGCUUGGACAAUUCUGCAAUUUUGCUGUUUACUACUGUGCCCCGAGGGCUCCUGCGUCCCAGCCUUGCUGAUCAAGGUCCACCCAUUAAUUAUAUGAUUACAUCAAGGCAAGCAAGACUUUCCGAGGGAAAGAUACUCCCUUAUCUGACAAGGUGCUUCGAACCUUUCGGACAUGACAUGGGAAUUUAAACACAUGCAGUCUCUUUGGAAAGGCUUGGACACAGCUUAAAUACAGCCUCGCCGAAUCAUCAUUCUCCCGCUUCUGAACAACUUUCCAAAUAUGAGGCUAUUUCUGCUUCUUGUGGCCCUUGUUGGGGCUUCCCAGGGACUGGAAACAUUUGCUGGUGAUCAAGUUCUCCGGCUGGAGCCAAGCGAUGACGAACAGGUCCGCCUUCUGAAACAGCUUCAAGCUCUGGAACCGCUCCAGCUGGAUUUCUGGCGUUUCCCUUCAUAUCCUGGUCGCCCGGCAGAUGUCCAAGUCCCCUUUGCUUGCCUGCAAGAUGUCAAAGCCUUCCUGGAGUCCCAUCAAAUCAAGUACUCCGUCCUGAUUGAGGAUGUCCAGGCUAUUGUGGAUGAAGAAGCGCGAGAGAUGAACCUCAACGAGCGGAGGGAGCGUGGAAGCGACAGUUUCAACUACGCCGCAUAUCACCCCUUGGAAUCCAUUUACAGCGCUAUGGAUGAUAUUGUGGCUGAAUACCCCCAGCUUGUGAGCAAACAUCAGAUUGGGGAGUCUUAUGAAAAACAAUCCCUCUUCGUCCUCAAGUUCAGCACCGGAGGAAGGAGCCGCCCUGCGAUCUGGAUUGAUGCCGGCAUCCACGCGCGAGAAUGGGUCACCCAAGCUACUGCCCUUUGGACUGCGAAGAAGAUUGCCAGUGACUAUGGGAACGAUCCGUCAGUAACUUCCCUGUUAAACACAAUGGAUGUUUUUCUGAUGCCUGUUGCAAAUCCGGAUGGAUAUGUCUUCUCUCAAACCAAAAAUCGUAUGUGGAGGAAGACGCGCUCCAAGAUUCCUGGCAGCUUAUGUUUUGGGGCUGAUCCAAACAGGAACUGGGACGCUGGCUUUGGAGGACCCGGAGCCAGCAACAACCCUUGCUCCGACUCCUACCAUGGCCCCAGCGCCAACUCCGAGGUAGAAGUGAGGUCCGUCGUGGAUUUUGUGAGGAGCCACGGAAACCUCAAGGCUUUCAUCAGCAUCCACAGCUACUCCCAACUCCUGAUGUUCCCCUACGGCUACAAUUGCACCACCGCAAUCAAGGAUUACGAAGAACUGGAUGCGCUAGGAAAAAAGGCGGCCGAUGCCCUUGCUUCUCUCUACGGCACCGUAUAUAAAGUUGGCCCCAUUUGCAACAUUAUCUAUCAAGCCAGUGGGGGCAGCAUCGACUGGACUUACGACCAAGGCAUCAAAUACUCCUUUGGUCUUGAACUCAGAGACACCGGCCGGUACGGAUUCCUCUUGCCCGCCGACCAGAUUAUUCCGACAGCGCAAGAGACCUGGCUGGCUCUGAAAACCAUCAUGGAGCACGUGAGGGACCAUCCAUACUGAGAGGAGGGAUUUUCGAGCCUAGAAGGACAGGGAGAGAAAUCAGCCACACGCUUCCGUUUAAAGAUGAAUAAAGACGUCUUCAA
Molecule: messenger RNA, 1886 nt
Organism: Podarcis raffonei (Aeolian wall lizard)
Lineage: Eukaryota; Metazoa; Chordata; Lepidosauria; Squamata; Lacertidae
Product: carboxypeptidase A2-like
Exons: 11
Coding region: 541-1803 (420 amino acids)
Biological process (GO): proteolysis
Molecular function (GO): zinc ion binding; metallocarboxypeptidase activity
Source: RefSeq, a predicted model, not a curated record